Molecule: messenger RNA, 2275 nt
Organism: Monomorium pharaonis (pharaoh ant)
Lineage: Eukaryota; Metazoa; Arthropoda; Insecta; Hymenoptera; Formicidae
Gene: slx1
Product: structure-specific endonuclease subunit slx1
Exons: 3
Coding region: 731-1540 (269 amino acids)
Biological process (GO): double-strand break repair via homologous recombination
Cellular component (GO): Slx1-Slx4 complex
Molecular function (GO): 5'-flap endonuclease activity; crossover junction DNA endonuclease activity
Source: RefSeq, a predicted model, not a curated record
GCGACGCGAACAAACCACUAGUAAGGAGAUUAGGGAGUGCGUCUACGGCUACGAUCCACUUGACGCUACAAACGUUUCGAAGCAUUCUUUGAUUGGUCAAUUCGUAAAAAUCUUUGUUUCGAUUGGUCAAUCAAACACUUCGAAGCGUUUGUAGCAUCAAGUGGACCGCAGCCUACGUCUAUGACGAAACUAACCCCCAAAAAAUCCUACACAACUGGAAAUUUUAUCAUUAUUAAAACGUAAUAAUAAAUAAAUAAAUGUUUGAUGCACAUCUCUUAAUAACAUGUGUUUUAAAAACUAUCUUGUUAUUUCUAUAUAAAUGUGAAAAUUAAAAAAAAAUAAAGAGAAAAGGAGAAUCUUUGAUAACUUUAUUUCUACAACAUUUACUACUCCUGUUACAUGUUAAAACUUACACGAAAUUAUACAAGAUUUAAUCGAAUAUUUUAAAUUGAAAGAAUUGUUCUCUAAUGAUUACUGAAUGCAUAAAAAUAAUAGAAUACUAAAAUUUUCUAAGUUUUGUUUUGAUAUUUUUAAUAACAAUUUUUAGAUCUCAAAGGAACAAGAAACUGAUAAAAACAAACAUUCAAUAUUUUUAUAAAUAUAAAUAAUGUCGUUCAGUAAGAACAAAAAUUGAUAAAUAUUUUAGUAAUUUAGUAGAAAUAAGUCUAAAUCUGCUAAGUGAAUUUUAUAUACUGAUUUUACAUAUCGUGAAAAUUUAUAAUACUUAAUAAUGGAAGAAGAACCAGAAGUGAUAGAGCAUUUUUUUGGAGUAUAUUUACUAUAUUGUGUGAAUCCAAAAUAUAAGGGAAGAACUUAUAUAGGUUAUACUGUAGAUCCAAAACGCAGAAUUAAACAACAUAAUGCUGGUAAGAACUAUGGUGGAGCUUGGAAAACUAGUAAAAGAGGACCAUGGAAUAUGGUCUUGAUUGUUCAUGGAUUUCCUAAUAGCACCUCUGCACUUAGAUUUGAAUGGGCUUGGCAACAUCCACAUAUAAGUAGACGACUGAAACACAUUCCCAAGAAGAAGGCAGCACAGAAAAUGUUUGAUUUUCGUUUAGUAGUCUUAUCUGAGAUGUUGAAAAUUGGGCCUUGGUGCCGUCUACCUUUGAUAGUACGAUGGUUGGACUAUGAGUUUUCCAAAAAUUAUUAUGGACGCAUAUGUUCACCGUUACACAUGCCCAUAUGUUAUGGAAAAGUCACCCGUUGUACAAUUAAGCAAAGAACAAAAGAAGUUAAUAUUUUUAAACCAGAAUUCCAUUUGCCAGUGGAAAAAUCACCAAUGUUUUGUUCUCUUUGCAAUUCAAGUGUAACGAAGGAAGAUUCUAUCACUUGUGUAAAACCAAAGUGUCUCUUAAUUGCACAUUUAAUCUGUUUAGCUAAAGAAUUUUGCAAAGAUGGGAUGAUCUUACCGAUUGAGGGCACUUGCCCUGUCUGCAAGUCUAAUGUCCUCUGGGGAGAUCUUGUAAGAAAAAAGAAUGGUUGUUAUCAAGAUCUUAGAAAAAUUAGAGACGGUAGUGAUUUUUCCAGCGACGAUAUUUAAGUACCAUAUAGAUAACAUUUUAUAUACCAUAAAUAAAUAUACAUUUGUAAAUAAAUACAAAUUUUUUAUCUUGUAUUUCAAAUUGACAACCAGAGUUACAUUUCUCAUUAACAUAUGUAUUUAUAUCAUCAUAUCGUUAAGGAACAUCUAAAUUGGAAUUAUACAUAUAUCAAAUAUUAAUUUUUAUAAUACAUAUGUGUGUAUUACACAUAUAAAAUGUUUGUUUAAUCUGUGACACAUUUCACAUUUUUCUAUUUUAAAUGAUAAAUGAUAUAGCUAUGUAUAUUAUGAAUUUUCUAUAUAAAUUUUUUCUCUUUUUUCUAUAAAUUUUUGAAAAAUUUUGAUUUUUUAUAUUACAUAUUAUCAAUUUCGAUUACAUAUUAUCAAAUUGAUAUUAAUGUUCUGAUGUGAAUUUAAUCGAUAUUUGAUAUAAGAAACAUUAACUGUUACAUAGAUAUGCCAAUGAUUCUUAUUUGGUGGACGUUGGUUUAGUGUGUAAUUAGCACACGCCACGUCGAACCGUUAGCAGAACUUGUACGUGAUCAAACAGUACUAUACCAAUUGAAAUACUCGGAUCUGCAAACGACAACAUAUUUUCUUCUUUUUUUCUCGGUCAUAAGUUUGUCGCAUAUUAAUUUUAUCGACUAAGCAGUACUGCAAAUUAACUUAUUUACAUACAAAUCUAACAAUUGUACAAUUGUAUAAAAUAAUAAAACGAAAAUUAAUAAAUAAAAA